AUGCAGUUGAUCAAGAGCGUAGCCGUCAUCGGAGCUGGCCCUGCCGGUGCCAUUGCCGUCGAUGCGUUGAUGCAAGAGAAUGCAUUUGAUGUGAUCCGCGUGUUUGAGCGCCAGGAGAAGGCUGGCGGCUGCUGGGUUUCGAGGGAUGAUGAUCCACCACAAAAGUUCGACUUGGAUGGGCUAGCUGCACGCACUGCAGACGCUCCCUUGAAGAUUCCAGAGCAGACGCCAUGCUGGACACCGGUUGUCGCUCAGGAUCGCUUCACAGAUUCACCCGUUUACCCCGGGCUAGAAACCAAUGUUGAUGUAAGCGCAAUGUGCUACUCCCGGGAGCCUAUACCGACAAUUCGUUCAAAAUGGUCUAUUGAACGUCACGGAGAAGAUACUCCUUUCCGCCACCACUCUGUCAUCAGACAGUACAUCGAGGAUCUCUUUACUCGGAAGGGGCAUGAAAGUCUCGUUCAGUACAACACCACUGUUGAACGGGCCAUUAAGGAUUCCACAAGCCAGAAGUGGACACUCACUCUUCGUCGCACAGAAAUUCAUAAUGGAAGCCCAGCAGACUACUGGUGGACUGAGCUAUUCGAUGCCGUUGUUGUGGCCUCCGGUCACUAUGCUGUUCCUUAUAUUCCCGCGAUUCCUGGCUUGAAAGAGUUUGCUGCAAGAUAUCCCGGUAGUAUUGAGCAUACGAAACACUACCGUGGCCCGCAAAAGUAUCAAGACAAGAAAGUCAUCACAGUCGGAGCUUCUGUUUCUGCAGCAGACACUGCCGUCAACCUCAUCGGCAGCGCUCAAGCCCCAAUUCACGCCGUAGUUCGUGGUCGGUAUAACGUGUACUUCGGCGACGAUGCAUUCAAGCACCCAAAGAUUUUGCGUCGUGCACCAAUCUCUCAUAUCUCGACUGAUGAGCGAACAGUUCAUUUCGAAGAUGGCACUUUCGAAACCGGGGUGGAUCACAUUAUAUUUGGAACUGGUUUCACUUGGACAUUGCCCUUCUUACCUCAAGUCCAAACUCGAAACAACCGCGUCCCUAACCUGUAUCAGCAUGUCUUCUAUCGAAAUGACCCAACGUUGACGUUCGUUGGAGCGGUCGGCGCGGGGCUUACCUUCAAGGUCUUUGAAUGGCAGGCUGUUGCUGCUGCACGUGUUCUCGCAGGCCGGGCCACCCUUCCUUCUGUUGAAGAGCAGGAGGCGUGGGAGACCGGUCGAAUUGCGGCGAGGGGUGAUGGACCGCCAUUUACCGUCAUUAAUCCUGAGUUUAAAGCUUAUUUUGAAGAACUUCGACAACUCGCAGGAGAGCCACGCGAUGGGAUACCCGGGCGGCCAUUGCCGCCAUUUGAUCAGAAAUGGGUGGAUGACUUUAAUGCAGGGCACGAACGACGUAAAGAGAUGUGGAGGCGGCAAAACAGUUCUGCUGCGGCGAAAUUGUAA
Messenger RNA from Penicillium cataractarum, 1431 nucleotides. RefSeq lists its product as uncharacterized. The record is from RefSeq and is a predicted model, not a curated record. The coding region runs from base 1 to 1431 and encodes 476 amino acids. Gene Ontology annotation, molecular function: NADP binding; flavin adenine dinucleotide binding; N,N-dimethylaniline monooxygenase activity. NCBI's taxonomy places the organism in Eukaryota, Fungi, Ascomycota, Eurotiomycetes, Eurotiales, Aspergillaceae. The transcript is spliced from 4 exons.